AUGGCCGCCGACAUCGCCACCCUCUCCCAGCUGCUCCAGGCCAGUUUGGACCCUCGGCAGAACAAGCAGGCCGAAGAAGCAAUCACCCAAGAGCAGACCAAGCCCGGCUUCUCCCUCACCCUCCUCCAGAUCGUCGCCUCCGACGCAAAUCCCCAAACCACACGUCUCUCCGCCGCGCUAUACUUCAAAAACUUCAUAAAGCGGAAUUGGGUCGACGAGGAUGGCAACUACAAACUGCCCGAGAGCGAGGUUGUGGCAAUCAAGCGGGAACUCAUAGGCCUCAUGGUAUCCGUACCCGCAAACCUACAAGCGCAAUUGGGUGAAGCCAUUAGCGCCAUUGCCGACAGCGACUUCUGGCAGCGAUGGGAUACCCUGGUCGACGACCUGAUUUCACGACUCACUCCCGACAACACAGUGGUCAACAACGGUGUAUUACAAGUCGCGCACUCCAUCUUCAAGCGCUGGCGUCCGCUGUUCCGAUCCGACGACCUCUUCACCGAGAUCAACCACGUCCUGUCCAAGUUCGGCACUCCCUUCCUCCAACUGCUCGAGAACACCGACACCCUCAUCACAAACUCCCAAGGCAACCCACAGGUGCUCAAGAACGCCUUCACAACCUUAGACUUGCUUAUCAAGCUGUUCUACGAUCUUUCUUGCCAGGACUUGCCUCCCGUCUUCGAAGACCACAUCGCCAUCAUCUCAGGACUCCUCCACAAGUACCUCGUCUUCGAUAACCCCGCAUUACACACCGACGAUGACACCGAGUCAGGGCCGCAGGAAUACGUACGCGCGGGUAUCUUCGAGGCGCUCAUGCUUUAUAUCCAAAAGUACGAGGACGUAUUUGGCUCGCAGCUUGGACAAUUCAUCGAGAGCACAUGGAGUUUCCUCAUGUCGGUUGGCCUCGAGACAAAGUACGAUAUCCUCGUCAGCAAGGCGUUACAGUUCCUCACUGCAGUCGCGUCUACGCAACACGCUGAGGCCUUCAACAAUCAGUCCGUCUUGGUUCAGAUUAUCGAGAAGGUCAUCUUGCCCAAUCUCACUCUGCGCGAGUCCGACGUCGAGCUUUUCGAAGACGAGCCAAUUGAGUUCAUCAGGAGGGACUUGGAAGGAUCCGACAACGACACUCGCCGUCGUGCUGCCACCAACUUCUUGCGUCAACUCAUGACUCGCUUCGAGACCUUGGUCACAACUACCUCCCAAACGUAUAUCGAUGCCUACCUCCAAAACUACGCUCAGGACAGCGAGAACAACUGGAAGUCAAAAGAUACCGCAGUCUACCUUUUCACCGCCAUUGCCGCCAAGGGAACUGCUACCGCUGGCCAAGGUGUUAUGAGCGUCAACGAGAAUGUCAAUAUUCUCGAGUUCUUCCAGACACACAUUGCAGCUGACCUCCAGGCACAAAACGUAUCACCCAUAUUGAAGGUUGACGCUAUCAAGUUUCUCUAUGUCUUCCGCAGCCAGUUGUCGCCAGACCUCUGGCGGGCUGCAUUCCCUCUGCUUGUGAAUCAGUUGGGCAACGACAAUUACGUCAUUCACACAUACGCUGCUAUUGCUGUGGAGCGUGCUCUGUACAUGACAGACAGCAAUCGACAGCCCAUCAUUCCCAAGGCAGACGUUGUUGGUUCAUCGAAAGACCUAUUGACACACCUGUUCAAGCUCAUCACAAAGAGCUCCGCGCCGGAGAAGAUCCAAGAGAACGAGUUCUUGAUGAAGUGCGUCAUGCGAGUACUCAUCUUCAUCCGUGACGGCGUUCUACCGAUUUGCGAGACCAUCCUACAGAGUUUUAUCAACAUCGUCAAGGUCAUAAGGCACAACCCCAGCAAUCCUCGCUUCCAAUACUACAUGUUCGAGGGCAUAGGAGCACUCGUUCGAUUUUGCGCGCCGAAACAUCCUCAGUUCUUCGAAGAAAAGCUCUACGAGCCGUUCGCUGCUUGCCUGCAAGCCAAUGUCGAGGAGUUUUCUCCUUACAUCUUCCAGCUCUUCUCUGCGCUGCUAGAAGCAAACCCUUCAAGUGGGCUGAGCGAAUACUACAGGGGCCUGUUCGUUGUCAUCAUUCAGGGUGCUGUCUGGGAGCAACGUGGUAACGUACCAGCGCUAGCUCGUCUACUGAGUGCAAUGGUCGCUCGCGACGCAGAAAACAUCGUUGCAACCAAGCAACUGGAGCCCAUCCUGGGUAUUUUCCAGAAGCUUGUUACCAGCAAGGCGCACGAGACGUACUCCUUUGAGCUUAUUGAAGCCGUUGUCGCACACAUUCCAGCGAACGCGCUGCAACCCUACUUCUCUACAAUUCUCCAGCUGAUGCUAACAAGGCUGUCAAACAUGAAGACUGAGAACUUCCAGCAGCGUUUCAUCGCAUUCUAUCACUUCGUCUCGGCACGACUGGACAAGGGAUUUGGCACAGACUUCUUCAUCGAAGUUUCCGAUCAGAUCCAGAAAGAUAUUUUCAAGCCUAUCUACUUGACUGUCAUUCUUCCAGACACCCAGAAGCUCGCUCGCCCGACCGAUCGCAAGACCGCUGUUGUGUCUUUUACAAAGACACUGGGCGAUUCGCAAGCUUUUGUCGACCGUUACCCCAAGGGUUGGGCCCUUACGACACAGCGCCUGGUUGAGCUUCUCGUCAACCCGCCUGUACCCACGUCUGCAGACGACAUCAUUCCCGAUGCCGAUGUCGACGAGCUCGGUUUCGGCGUUGGUUUCACCCAGCUAAACACCUGCAAAAAGGCGCCGCGAGACCCCUUUCCGGAGAUCACUAACGUGAAGGAGUGGGUGGGAAAUUAUUUGAAGGAUGCCAACAGCCGUCACAAUGGCCGCGUCGCUACGAUCAUGCAAGAGCGUUUGGACGACACUUCCAAACAGGUUCUUGCUGGUUACUUGGCCUAG
Molecule: messenger RNA, 2880 nt
Organism: Alternaria burnsii
Lineage: Eukaryota; Fungi; Ascomycota; Dothideomycetes; Pleosporales; Pleosporaceae
Product: cse1-domain-containing protein
Exons: 3
Coding region: 1-2880 (959 amino acids)
Biological process (GO): protein import into nucleus; protein export from nucleus
Cellular component (GO): nuclear envelope; cytosol
Molecular function (GO): nuclear export signal receptor activity; small GTPase binding
Source: RefSeq, a predicted model, not a curated record